Molecule: messenger RNA, 333 nt
Organism: Prorocentrum cordatum
Lineage: Eukaryota; Dinophyceae; Prorocentrales; Prorocentraceae
Source: the annotation of a GenBank genome assembly
GUGCGGACGAAGUACGACCCGACGUACCGAGGGAGCUACAUGGACCCCGAUCAGAUGCAGCGCGCGGCCCACUGGAUUCUGGUGGUGUUCUUCAUCGCGGAGACGAUCAUCAUAGUGUUUCUGGUCAGCAACUGGCAGGUGUACCUCUCCGCGAACAAGGACGAGCCCGUGUUGUUCGGCCUGAUGACGGGCGCGACGGCCAUGGACUACCUCCUACCCAACCUGCUCGUCACCGCCAACAUCAAGUUUGUGGACCAGCUGUGGAAGAGGAUGUCGCCAGCGCUGACCGAGCGGGAGAACUGGCGCACCGACCAGGAGCUGAAGAACUCGAAG